Bacidia gigantensis is the source of this 1761-nucleotide messenger RNA. RefSeq lists its product as uncharacterized. The transcript is spliced from 2 exons. Bases 1 to 1761 code for a protein of 586 amino acids. The record is from RefSeq and is a predicted model, not a curated record. Lineage: Eukaryota; Fungi; Ascomycota; Lecanoromycetes; Lecanorales; Ramalinaceae.
AUGUCAGGAGCUGGAGAGGCCAGUUUGAUCAUUGGCGUUCUUCCACUAUUGGUGUCCGCCGCGGAAAAUUAUCGGAAGUUGUGCCUCCGCCCUUGCCAGCGAUACCGCUGUUUCUCGACCGAGGCUUCUCAUUAUGUCUUGCGAGUCAAUAACCAAGAUCUAAUUUUUCGUACACAAUGUAUACGGCUACUCUCAGAGUUCGUUUCCCACUCAGAUGCCACACAGAUGAUGGAGCGCAAAGAAUCCAAUGAUCAGCCAAUUUCUGACCAUUUAUUGAAGUCACAUGGUAUGAAUCCUACGGAUGAAACACUGAAUCAGUGCAUGGAGACGGUCAAGCGAAUGCUGGAGAUUCUCCAGAACUUAUUACCCGAGCAUCGGAUGCUUGUGGACACACUCGAGGCAGAGAGCCAGCGCCACAGAACGGGCAAGAACUCUGCCCGCAAAGCGAGAAAAGCCAUAUCCAGAAAAGUGCAAUUCUCGUUUGCAGGAACACGUCUUCAGCAGAAUGUUGACAUUCUGACGGCUCUCAAUGUCGAGUUCAUGAGACUAAUAGACUGUCGGCAUACUGUGCAAAGUUGUGAAUUGCCAGCUUUUGAUCUAAUUACUCGUCGCGACCUUCGACAUGAUCGCGAAGUCGGCGAAGCUUCUCACGGAUUGUACACUGCUCUAUCACAAGCUUGUAGUGAGCACGACUGGCAUCAUGCACUUUUGUGCGUUGAGGAGGCACAUCUGAUUAGUAGUGAAGCACUUGAGAGACAUCUUCAGUUCAAGCUGGCAUUUUCAGGAGCGUCGAAGCAUUCGAAAAUGUACCGAUUUGCAGUCAAAACCAUUCUAAAUACCUUAGAGAAUGACUGUAGCAGCCAAAAAAGGACUCUGACACCAGAGAAGAAGACGAUUCCUUCAUGCGAUGAGGGCAGAGCCCGGAAGCGGGUCAGAUUAUUUGUACCAUUUCGAGGGCCCAAAAAGCACAAUGACGAAAUAUCCGCGGCUACUGUGUCAACUCCUGAGGAUCCAAUACAGGGCGAUUUUUGCAAAUACUUAAUCCGAUCUUGUGACUGUACGCCCGAAGUCAUUCCAUCUAUCGGUAUACUUUACAACAGCACCGAGCGGAAGGAUCUUGUGUACCCGGAGAAAGGAACCUCGGAUACUGAUAUCCAUUGUGUCGUCUCGUUGAGCAGGCUUAUCUCGCUGCAGAAAGAAACACUACGGCUCUUCUCCAUUUACCAGCGUAUACGUCUUUCAAAGAUGAUAUCAAUCGCUUUUCUUCGCUAUUUCUCAUCGCCAUGGGCCAAAGCUUGUUUGGAGAGCAGUAAGAUCAAUUUCUUCGAUAACAUUGAGCAGCAAACCAUGGAGCCCAUUCGUGUAACGGCACCUCAUCUUAGCGCCGAGGUCUGCAAGUCGGAAAUAACCGAUUCGCCUUCCCUCCUAGAUUCCCAGAAGAUUUCCAUACACCGUCUGGGGACCCUCUUCUUACAAAUCGCCUAUUGUUCUGACGUCCAAGAUCUGAAGCGGCGAUAUCUUGACGAUACUAGCGGAGGGAAUGACCUUUUGACCGACGAGCAAGCAAAGCGGCUAUCAGAGUUGAGAUCUUCGGGCAUGCCUGUGCCUUAUCAUAGGAUUAUCAAGAAACUAAUGGGAUGGGAAAACUACCAUGGAGGCAAAUUUCUGGAUGAUGCAUCACAGACUGCCUUUCAUUCGGAGGUCCUCGAAGUACUAGAGAAGCUAGAGCGUAGACUGCGAGAUACAGGUCUCGAUGUUUAA